This is a messenger RNA of Brassicogethes aeneus, 567 nucleotides long. The record is from the annotation of a GenBank genome assembly. Lineage: Eukaryota; Metazoa; Arthropoda; Insecta; Coleoptera; Nitidulidae.
AUGAAGGCUAAUUGCGAAAUAUGGGGAGUAAAUAUAGUAUGCAUACAGGAACCAUAUUGGAAAUGCGAAGCAUGGAAGGGCUGGAUAGUUAUGAAUGAAGGAAAAGAUGCAAAAGUAAGAAUAUGGGUUAAAGAAGGACUUAAAGUAAUAGAAAGAACAGAGUACAAAAGCAAUAACACCGUGGGGUACAUUAAAGGGGAAGGGAAGAAUGAGUUUUUACUAGUUAAUAUAUACGAUGAACCCGGAGGAAAAAGGAAUAAUAGAUUAGAAACCAUCAUGCAACAAAUAGACAACGAUAUAAAGAAAAAACCAAUCUGCGGAGACCUCAAUGCAAAAUGUGUAGCAUGGGGGGGACAUCACGGAGGAGAGAGGACUGUUAUAGACUGGUGCGGGAGUGUGGAGACAAGAAACCAUGUAUGGUACGAGUGUGAUCGACUGGAUAGAAGGGAAGCCAGAGAAAGACUAAGAAGGGACGAGGGAGGGCUAAGGGUAGUGUUGAGGGACAACAAUGGGGUAAAGAAAGGGGACACUGAAAAAAUCAAUCAGUUCGCGUAUGGGACGAUCUAA